Messenger RNA from Argiope bruennichi, 733 nucleotides. Its product is annotated as peptide 1-like. The transcript has 4 exons. Bases 85 to 378 code for a protein of 97 amino acids. The record is from RefSeq and is a predicted model, not a curated record. Lineage: Eukaryota; Metazoa; Arthropoda; Arachnida; Araneae; Araneidae.
UCCAGCGUUAUAAAAGUCCGUUAUUUUUGAUAAGAAUCAUCUGUACUGUCAUCUGAUUCCCAAGUAGGACGCACACCAAGAAAAAUGAAAGCUAUCUUCGUUUGUCUUCUCUUUUGUUUGGCCUUGAUUGUGCCAUCCUAUGCCAUUUCCUGCAGAUCGGAACCUGAAAGGUGUGGAAAGGAUGAGUGUUGCGUUGAAUUUGGGAUCUUCGGAAGGUGCCGCCCUCUCUUGGGUGAAGGUGAGAAAUGUGAGCUGAAGUCAUUGAAAUCCAAGUUUGACCAGCACGUGUACCUGAUGCAAUGUCCAUGUGGUGAUGGUCUUGUUUGCGAAGAGGAUGACAGCGGAUCAUCUAUUACCGGUAAAUGCAUAAGGAAAUAAAUAACAGAGGAAUCUUUUAGAAGAGCAAGAAAGAAGUGACUUUACUGUUCUGCUUCAAUCAAUAGAAAAUGCUACUCGAAAUUAUCUUUAUUUAAAAAAAAAUUAAUAAUACAUUUGUAGCUUACUAAAAAUAUAUAUAUAGCUAUGUAAGCCAGAAAUCAAUAUAAUCAAUAGUAGAAUAAUUAUUCUAAAUAUUUUGUAUCUGUGCUUGAAAAAUAAAAGAAUGUAUAUUUUGUGAAAUAAUAUAUACUUUUUGCCAUUUUUAUCUGUUCAAAUAAACAAAUUUGAAGCUUUAAUAUUUGCUGUAUUGUAAAAUUGUACUUUGAGAUCUGAAUAAAAACUGGUAAUAUUUUGA